Molecule: messenger RNA, 4553 nt
Organism: Phaedon cochleariae (mustard beetle)
Lineage: Eukaryota; Metazoa; Arthropoda; Insecta; Coleoptera; Chrysomelidae
Source: the annotation of a GenBank genome assembly
AUAUACUCCAGCUUGCCAAAUAUUUCCAGCAGAAAAGUAUCACUUGUGGUAUUACAUAUGACAAAAGUGACUCAUUAUCUUUUGCAGAGUAUGCUUUUAAAAGUGGAGGAAACGCAAGCUGGGGCACUGCCUCUGGUGGAAGAAGUCCUUCCGGACAUCUUCGGCAAGAACGACGGGCUGUUCAUCCGGGUGAAAGUGAAGGACUACCUUUUCGACGGUCUCAAGAUGUGCGAAAAUGGCGGCAAGGGCGGCGAUUUCACAGCCGGGUUGGUUUGCAAGCAGGUCAUGGCACAAGUGGAUAACGCGAAGAAUAUGAGAGUGGAGAAUAAUUCGGUACUCUUCGCCAAUUUGCAUUAUAAAAACAAUACACAUUUGGGCAGAUUCACUAUAAAAGCCGGCAUCAAAAAUCGCGAACAAACGGCUCAUCUAGUUAGUUACAAUAACCAAUCGUACCUUUCUGUUUGGCAAGGGGAAAAAUCUAUUUGCAAUAAAAUAGAGGGAUUGAUGACUACAGUAUUUCCUGUGAAUAUAGAAAAAGACAUGGUUUUCGAAUCAUUUGCUGAGGAUAUCUGUAGGAGAAUGUCACUAACUUAUCAAAUGGAUGAGACAGUGAAAGGACUCGUGGGAUACAAAUUCACUGCGAAGAAUGAUUCUUUCAGCUCGAAAAACAAAAAUAAUUCCUGCUAUUGUACCAAUAAGAGUAAGCUACUACAUGACGAGAUGGGAUGUGUAAAAGAUGGGAUAACAGAUUUGUCAACAUGCACAGCCAAACAGUCUAGUCAAGACCGAUACACGAGUGAUCACUUCACUCACGAUACGAUGCUACUCGCGUUAUUCAUCCUUGACUUAGUGCUCAUCCUAACAGUAAACGCUAAAGUGUACGACAGGUGCGAGCUAGCAAAAGAACUCAGACAAGUGCACGGUUUCCCAGAGAACCAAAUAUCAACCUGGGUUUGCAUAGCUCAGCACGAAUCGUUGUUCAACACGUCUGCCACCAACCAUGGCAGUGGCGACCACGGUUUAUUCCAGAUCUCGCAGAUCUACUGGUGUUCACCACCUGGCUAUGGAUGCAACGCCCCUUGCUCUUCCUUCAGAGAUGACGACAUCACUGAUGACGUCAACUGCGUUAAGAAGAUCUUCAGAGAACACACAAGGAUCUCUGGUGACGGCUUCACCGCCUGGACAGUUUACCAGCUGUACUGCAAAGGAGACACCACUAAAUACAUUGGAGGUUGCUAUGACAGUUACAUAGAUAACUCUAUCAAUAAUGUUAUUGACACUGAUGUUGAUACUCGCCCAAUAGAGGAGGAUGAUGAUGGGUAUGAAUUUCCGGCAUUGCCUAGUAAACCUAAAGUGUAUGAUCGCUGUGAGCUAGCCAGAGAGCUGAGAAAUAUUCAUAGAUUCUCUAGUGAACAAGUUUCUAAGUGGGUGUGCAUUGCUGCACAUGAAUCCAGCUACAAUACGUCAGCUCUUGGUAGAGGAGACCAUGGUAUCUUUCAAAUUUCCGAGCUGUUCUGGUGUUCUCCCUUUGGUAGAGGAAAUGGAUGCAACGCUGAUUGCGCUUCCUUUAGAGACCAUAAUUUAGCUGAUGACAUAACUUGCGCGAAAGCUAUUUACGACGAGCACACUGGUAUCUCAGGAGAUGGUUUCAAUGCCUGGGCAGUGUAUCCUUUGUUCUGUAAAGGUGAUACCAGUAGGUACGUUGAUGACUGUUUCGAAACAAAGGAAAACCACUAUCCAACGACUGGAAAUACUAACGGAUAUGUAUUUCCACAAACUCUUAGCAAACCGAGAGUUUACAGCCGAUGUGAACUAGCCAUGGAGCUCCAAAACGUCUAUAAAUUUCCGAAGGAACAGAUAUCAAAGUGGGUGUGCAUUGCUGAGCAUGAAUCCAGCUACAAUACUUCAGCUCUAGGUAGAGGAGAUCAUGGUCUCUUCCAAAUCUCGGAGCAGUAUUGGUGCUCACCCAUUAGAAGAGGACUUGCAUGCAAUGCUAACUGUGCUUCCUUCAGAGAUAAUAAUAUUGCAGAUGAUAUAAAAUGUAUAAAGAUGAUAUACGAGGAGCACACGGCUAUAUCAGGUGAUGGGUUCGAUGCUUGGGCAGUGUAUCCUCUUUACUGCAAAGGAGAUACCAGCAGGUAUGUGAGUGGAUGUUUCGAAGAUGAUGAACAUGAUGAUGGGUAUCAGUUUCCACCAUUGCCAAGUACGCCGAGUAAAGUUUUGGAAAAUCUCAUUGAUAGUGAUGAAGAUGAUACCUAUGAAUUUCCACCUCUUCCUAGCUUCGCAAAAAUGAAUAGAGGCGAGUACAACAGGAGAGACUACGACACGAUUUCACUCAGCGUCCCCUCACCUAUCAGGACUAGGAUUUAUUCCACUGAACCAACAAUUGGAACAUAUUCUUCGAUAAGGUCUCCGUUCCUCAAUGAACGAACUACUGAGGUACAAUUCCAUAUUUUUCCUACUUCCCCUUCACCUAGAGCUAGACAUCUGACAUUUAGACCUUUUCCAACUCGAGCUUCUACAACAUUGAGACCUAGAGGCAGUAGACCUCGACCUCCAGUACCAGGGGGGAAUUUGGGAAGGCCUCCAAAGCCUCCUGGUGGAAUAGCGCGUCCAUUGAGACCUUCGAGUAACACGACAAGACCUAGUAGGCCAACUCCUAGACCUCCACCACCACCUCCAGCAGGACCCAUCUUCACACUAUGGCCAACAUCUACGACUAGUCCGGUGGCGACCUCUGUGUACGGGAUUCGUCCAAAACCUCCGAGUGAACCAGAAACACAAGAAAAAUUUGGUGGUGCGCUCAGAACAACCACUAGCCGUAUUUCUGUUCAAAGAAGUAGAGCGGCUAAGAAAGUUUUGGAUCAUUUUCCUGGUGGCCCAGUCAUGGUAUCCUUUCCACAUUUGCUGUAUGCUGAUAAGGAAUAUUUGGGAAGUGUGGACGGUCUACAUCCAGAUAGAUUGAAGCAUGAAUCUUUCGUUAUUCUAGAGCCUUUGAGUGGUUUUCCUUUGAGUUUGGCUCAACGUGUCCAAUUCAACAUUUUCCUAAGGCCAAUCGAGAGUUUGGUGAUCAUGGAGAAUGUCAGCAGAGCUUUAUUCCCUCUGAUUUGGAUAGAAGAGACGCUCCUACUUGAUGAUAAGUUCACCGACAUGCUCAAGAACAAUCUUCACAAGACUCUGAAGAUAUUGAACAUCAUCACAUGGGUCGUCAUCACUUCUGGAGCAGCAUGCAUUUUGUUCACCAUUUCUUUCGUGCUAUACAAAAAUGUUUCUUGAUUAAGAGAUCAGCAAGUAACAUUCUUCAAUUAGACCAGGAGAAAUGUGGUUUAUUAUGAUUAGAAUAGGCGAGUGGACUAAUUUUGUUUAUUUCUUAAAGAUAAUCAUCACUCAAAUACCUUUCAAUUUCAUAUGUUUUCAGAAUUUUUCGGUCUAUUUUUAGGUGCUUAAAUCAUCAAUAAUGCCACGGUAAUUUUCAAACGAAUAGAAAUUUACCGCGAGUACAAACUGAUUUCGUAAGUAGGGGCAGACCAUAGCACAGUUGAAAUGUGUUGAAAAACGAUUGAAAACUUCAGAAAUAUUAGUUAUUCAAACAUUCAUAAAUUCUCAAUUAUGUAUUGGUAAUAUUCCUUAUUAGCAAAACACAAUCAAUUGUUUCAAAAUGUUCCCUCACGAUUUGUGGCUUGUUGCUUAUGAUACAUUUGUAUAAAUAGUAAUCAUAUCAAUUCACACUAGAGUACAUUUGAAGCGGUGAACGUGACAACACGGCGCGCACGACUUGUGGGCGUGGUCUGGCCCUUCUUCUCAGCAUUCAGCACAAUGUUGCCAAGUCUCAACAUCUACAUGAUAUUUUGUUAUGGAAUAUAAGAAAUAUUUGGAUACGCUGGUUGCUCGAAGAAGUCAAGAAUGAACUAUAAGAUCAUGGGUUCCUCCUAUUACUAUGUUUUAUUCAACGACAGGACUCUUACAUCUUUUUGCUAACUUGAUUAUAAUUGGUGACUUGACAACCUUGCUUCGUGAGUGGGAAUGGAAGAUUAUCUGACCAAUAACGAAACAGCAUAAAAACUGACGUCACCAUUUAUUCCACGUAUCGCCAAAUGGUGGCCAUGACGGUACGAUUGAAAUGCGCUCCGAAAUUCAACAAUUUCGAAAAACGCACACACUCAUUAUUUACCUAAAAAAGUGUGAGAAGUGUUGGAAAAAUUAAUUUAUAGGUCCCUUACGACACAGUGGAGUAAUUGAAUGCCAAUAAUUCCUCAAGUCCACUCGCCCAUUGUAGGUAGUUGUUUGAAAUUAUAUUACACAUAUGGAUGUUGAUCACAGAAAUUUUCGUUUUUUGUAGGAAUUGUCAUAUAGAUAGAUUAGGUGUACAUGCAUAUUAUUCUUGUGUGGUAUUUGAGGACUGCUCGCAUUUCACACCAUUUAAUUCAUUAUAAUAAAUAGAAAGGUACACUUGUAGGUAUUUCUGCUCACAUAAUGUAAUAGAUUAGUUGUAAGUAGGUAUAUUCGAUACAAUUCUAGAAAAAGAAAACAGACGAAUAAAAUUUUGUUUCAGC